AAAUGAAACACUAAGUUGAAUUUCUCACAACUAAAUAAUGUUAUUUUUAGAGUGAUUUCCUAUGUAACAAAAUGAUUAGUAGAUGACGUCUUUCUGGUGGUUUGGCUCACCCUUGAUCAUUGUAGAUAUCGCAGUAAACUAAUCCAAUAUAAAUUGCUUCUUGAUAUGGUGACUGAUAAUUUGUAUAACAAACUAACAAGCUAUCAGUUCUGCUCUUCUCCUUCCGUGCUUUAUGCAGGAGAAAAAAGCGCCCUCUUUCCUGCAAUCCUACAAGAUCAAAGUAGGUAAUCCAUCUAAACCUUCAAUUGAUAAAAAUUGCCAAUUGUCUGUGCAAAUCUAGGUUUUAUCGUAAUGAUGCAUUUCUAGAUGACAAAUUUUUUACUUUAGACCAAAGUGACACCUCCCUAUUCUUUAAUUGCAGGGUUUAGACAAUCCCCCAAUGGAUUGGAAAAACAGACCAUGCAGCAAACUGCCAGCAACAUUUGAACUUUCUAGUAUUACUCGGAAGAGACGCCAACGUGAAACAUGCGCGUCCCAACAGUGCACUAUCAAAGUAGCAGGGGUGCCGGCCGGUACGUCACAGGACCUUUUGAUGUACUACUUCGAAAACCCCAGACGAUCAAACGGCGGUCCAGUGACUGGUAUUGACAUGAAACCUGACCUUCAAAUGUGCCUGGUCACUUUUGAACUUCCUGAGGACGCGAAAAGAACAGCGGAGAACUCCCCACAUAGUGUGGCUGGCCUGCGGCUCCAUGUCUCUCUACUUGAGGAGCAGGAGAAUGUCAUUGCGGAUGAUCAUGAGGAAGUUAGCGGCUCGGAAGAAGAGGCUGGCGCUGAAAUUACAAUAAUUGCUAGCGGUAUUCCACUUUCUAGCAGCGAGGACGCUGUGCGGUAUUACUUUGAGAAUUCAAGGAGAUCAGGGGGAGGUGAAGUCUGCGACAUUGAUUUCACUCAUGACGGGAAAGCUUUUAUUACCUUUACUGCCGUGGAAAAUUUACAAAAGCUCCUUCAAGCAUCGCAUUUCAUAAAUGGAAAGGCUAUUUCAGUGGAAAGGCUACCACCAAAGAAAAAAUUACCGCCAGACCCCUUUCGAGUCUACGUUCGAGGCCUUAAUGAGAAAACAACAGAAGACUGCCUGCUGUUUUACUUGGAGAAAUUUAGUAAUGCAGAGGUUAAAGAGGUGAUUCGCGGUUGCGAUGGCAAAGCGAUGGCUAUAUUUGCCGCUGAACCAGACUUUAAAUCGCUUUUCGACAACGUUCACGGUGAUGUUAGAGGCCUAGAAGGAUGUAAACUUCGUUUGGAGCAUGCGCCUGUAUGCUCUUGUGUUUUAGUCAGCGGACUGAAGGACGACACUACAGAGGAUACCAUACAUCUGUAUUUUGAAAAUAAGAGGAAUGGCGGUAAUGUUGUUAGCAAAGUAGAACGUGAGACGAAAAACAGUGCCUUGGUUUAUUUCGAGGAUCCAUCAAGCGUUCAUAACGUCCUCCAAAGGAAACACACCCUUGAAGGAAUUGAACUAGAAGUACAGCCAUUUUAUCAUUUCCUUGAGAAUGCAGUCACCAACAAAAAGGAAAUACCGUUUGAUGCCCAUCUCUUUGAGCACAUUAAAAGGAAUCAUGGACAUGAGCUCCAAAUACUAACCAACGAAAACAAAGUCGAACUGUUCAUGGAUGUAAACAAAUCUUUUCUCAUCAUUUCGCCGUCUGAUAAAAGAAAGAUCUCUCAAAAGUCAUGGCAAGACAGGUCUGGAAGUUUGGAAAAUUUUUUACUGAGCUUCAGGAAAAUUGAAAUUCCACUUUCUCCUGAACUGUUUGAUGAAGUAUCAGAGCGGUGGCAGAAGGAUCGUCCCAGAAAAGAGUCCUCCACUGAUGUUAUAAAUUUCAGUAGACAUGACCUAUUAGUCCAGAUUCUUGGCAAGGAGGACCGCGUGAAUGAAGAUGUGCGCAAACUGCAGGACUUAAUCCUUGCCGUCGAAGAAGACGCGGAACUUAUGAAUUCAAAAGUCAAAGUGAUCAGAGAGGGCAUUCCAAGGUCUCGACUGCGUUUGCUGGAAAUGACCGGCAUUUGCCAAAAGCUUCAAAGAGAGCAGCAACAAUUGAAUAUAUCUAUCGAUCUAGACAACGAAACGCUGUGUUUGGAUGGUCCCAGAAACCUUCUUAACGAGGUGCAAGCUGAACUAUUUACAUUUAUGUCAAAGAUGAUUGAAAAGACCAUCGAACUUCCGACGAACAUUACAAGAGUUUUGAAAAUGCCAUCGGUGUCAAGUGUCAUCCAAGAUCUCUUAAAACAGAGUGGCGUACAAGCGAUUUUUGUGCGCGAUCAAUGCAGCAGUUCAAAUGAAGUUCAAGUUGUCAGCGCUGACUCACAUAACGCAAAAGAAGCAGAAAAAGUUUUGCUGGGUGCUAUCCAGGAAAAUAGCAUCCGCCUAACUAAAGAGAAUGCUCAAGUGCUGGACAGUCGCCCAUGGAAAGAUUUCCAAACAUCAUUGACUUCCAAGUUUAAAGUUGACAUUCUCGUCCAAAUCCCAUCAAACACCGUUUGGGUAAGCGGAAUUGCGAAGGACGUAAAGCAAUGCUAUGAUCAAGUUAUAGACUUCUUACAAAAGAACACCAUUCUACGUGAUACCGUCCCGUUGGAUCAUGGGUCUACACGGUUUGUCUUCGAAAGACUGAGCUCAGAGAUUGAAAAAAUUAAAAGAGAUCUCGCCUCUUGUUCUAUUGAUGUGAGAAUGUCCUCCAGCUGUAGAGGCAUAGACAUUUCUGGUACCACUGAAGGGAUUGAUAAAUGCCUUCCAAGACUUGUUGAUCUAACAAAAAAUAUUCAGAAAGUCUCUGUUCCAAUUGACAAGCCAGGGAUGACAAAGUUCUUUUCUCAGGGUAAAGGGCCCAAAUCUCUGAAGACAAUAGAAGACAACAAUAACUGUAUCAUCAUCACAAGUGAGCGAAAUUGGAACACAGCAUCUCCAACAGAUGAAGCAGGUGUAAAAGAAAUGGAGUCAUCAACUGGAGGAUUCAUAUGCAGCUACCUCACUGUAGAGAGGAAGAAGAUUUCUGUCUUCAAAGGUGACAUAACGAAACAUCGUGUAGAUGCUAUAGUAAAUCCGGCUAAUGAAGAAUUAAAACACAUUGGAGGUCUCGCCGCAGCCAUAGUUAAAGUAGGUGGAACAGAGAUCCAGGAUCAUUGCAAGAGGUUUAUCGAAAAGCACGGCCUACUCCUAGAAGGUCGAACAUUUGUUACCCCGGCAGGAAUGUUACCAUGUGAUCGAGUAAUUCACACGGUUGGACCUAAAUGGGACACAGCAGCAGAAAUAACUCUCAAAAAUGGCAUGAAAACACUGAAAGAACGUCUUCUUGAGAUGGCAAUCAGAAACAGUCUCAAAGAAGCAGCAAGUUUGAGGUCCAUAGCUAUUCCAGCUGUCAGUUCUGGCCAGUUUGGCUUUCCACGUGACCUUUGUGCAAAAGUCAUCUUAGAUGCUGUUGUUGAUUUUUGCAAGGCAAAUCCAUCUUGCAAUUUAUCGGAAAUUCAUCUUGUCAACCAUGAUUCACCAACGGUGAAGGUGUUCGUGCACGAGAUGAGGAACCGAUUUGCCGAGGAAACGAAUUUCAUCCACAAGGAAAAUCCCGCUCCAAUGGGUUUUGGGGUUGACGUUGCGAGCAAUCCACGACAGUUGCAUCAAGCUUCAAGUUCUUUUAAAACACCAGAGGGCAUUCAUAUCGCAGUUAAGGUUGGCGACCUUGCCCAAGAACAGACUCUAAAGGAUCUCUUGACGAAGUGUCUAAAAGAAGGAGAGAAACGGAACAUGACUUCCAUUGCUUUUGCCGCCAUUGGUACGGGUACACUUCGCUUUCCUCGAGAUCAAGUUGCCGAGAUCUACUUUGAUGAAGUAAUAGCUUACAGCCAAAGGAACCCCUCAACGAAAAUGAAAGAUGUAAGGUUUGUGUUGCACGACAAGGACAGUUUAACUGUCCAAGCCUUCAAUGUGGAGUUACAGAAGAGAUUAAAAGGUACUGUCCGCAUAUCAUCACCUGGUACUACAACAUUCUCUCCGGUAAUUGAGCGAAAGCCAGAUCACUUGGAAACAAAUGUAGGACCCCUGUGCUUUCAAGUUCAACCUGGUGAUAUCACCGAAGAGUCCACAGAGGCCAUAGCAAUUAUCUCCAAUAAUUCUUUAGAUCUCUCAGUAGGUCAGGGAGCCGGAGCUGCAAUCCUUCGAAGAGGAGGUGAUUCAAUAAGGGACGAGUGCAUCAUGUACGGUCCUCAAGCUCCAGGAUCCAUUGUUGUCACAAAGGCUGGAAGAUUAAACGCAAACUAUCUCUUCCAUAUCGUCCCGGUGGAACCCCUCACCGCUAAAAGCAUGAAAGCCUGCCUGUUGACAUGUCUCCAAGAGGCUGAAAAAAAAAGAGUAACAUCCAUUUCAUUUCCUGCUAUUGGGACAGGGAUCCUUGGUAUGUCGGCAAAAUCAGCUGCAAACACAAUGUUGUCCGCGGUUCGCACUUUCUCUGACCAGCAACCUGCCAACAUACAGCUUAUUAAGAUGACGAUUUUCCAAGUAGACAUGAUCAAAGAUGUCCGCUCAGCGAUGUAUGAAGUAUCAGGCCAAAAAACUCCUACAGAACCGGGAAUGUUGCAAAAAUUUGCCAAAAGUGUGGCACGUCGCAUUGGUCUCGGAGGAACGGGAGAAAGCAGCACUACCCCAGAAACUCCAGAAGCUGACAGCAGAAAGUUAGACCUCGUUAUAUUUGCUGGUUGUGAAAGAGAUCUUCAUCACGCUACAGAGGCAGUCAAGGAGGUGAUGGCAGAUAAUUUCAGUCAGCGGAUUAUAAAAAAUGAGGUAAUCAGAAAUUUGAGCAAAGAAGACAUGAGAAAAAUUCACACUCUUGAGCUACGCUACGCUGUGGAGGCAACUGUGGAGAAAGAGGUGGACCGAAUCGAGUUACGUGGCCAACCAGAGGAUAUUCUCAGCGUCAUGGGAGACAUUCACGAACUUCUGGAUAAAAUAAAGACAGAUGAACACGAACGCAUCCGAGCUCAAGUGGUGUCGAAAGAUAUCCAGUGGAAGUAUAAAAUCGGAGAUACGUUCGUAGAAUACGAAAGUCACCUAAAUGCACAAAUUGAACUUGCCUAUCACCAAAGGAGAAAGACGAUGACGAUCCAUCAGGAUGGAGAGCAGUACAAAAUAUCUUUCGUUGACAUGACUGAGGAGGACGAAAAUGGUCAAAGAACAGACAUCAAAAGAAUUGAUUCUCGCAAAGGCCUUCAGCCCCCUGACUACUGGGAUCCUCAGCCACAAGACAAGAAGAUGCAUAUUGUGGAACUUAAACCUUCCACACAUGCGCAGGAGUACAAGAAGGUCAGCGAUCUGUUCAGUGGAACCUGUUCCAACCGCAUUCUAAAGCUAGAGCGAAUUCAAAACCCUGCUCUAUAUGGUCUGUACGCAAUUCAGCGGCAAAAGAUGGACGAAGUUAACGGUUUAGGAAGCAACGAAAAGUUGCUGUUUCAUGGAACAGCAGAGGAUAACUGUAACGCAAUCAACCACAAGGGCUUCAACAGAAGUUAUGGCUGGCAGAAGAAUAACCUUUAUGGAAAAGGCGUGUAUUUUGCGGCACAAGCUGACUACUCUGCAAGAUCUCAAUUUUCGCCACCAGGUCCAACUGGACACCGACACAUGUACCUCGCCAGGGUCCUGGUCGGUGAGUAUACAGUGGGGAGGCCGGACAUCCUUGAACCGCCAGCCAAACACCGAACGGAUCUAACAGAUACCUAUGAUAGCGUGGUUGACCAGAUUCCUAAUCCUGAGAUCUUCGUCGUAUUUCAAGACCCACAGUGUUAUCCCGAAUACCUAAUCACCUUCCAGUGACAGCCAAGCGUUAUCUAGAGUUUGUCAAGGUUGCUCCCUGAACAGUUUAAAAGGAAACCAUUUUCUUCUUUUGAGCUCGUUGUUUGGGGAGAUUAAUUCAGUUUAGGUUCUCCCUUAAAAGUACCAGAAAGAGGUCGUGUCCUUUCAAAGUAGUUGCCCAAUGCAGUAGGCUAUAUUAGUUUUCCGGGUAUUGGACUUGGAAGUACUGCACGUAUAUAGCUUGCAAUAGAAAUAUAUGUAGAACUCGUGCUAAUAUUAUAAAAAUAGCUUUGUUUGCAUUUAAAAAGUUUUCCCCAUAUAACAAGCUCCAGUACAUAUAAUUUCAGUCUUGUAGAUUUGUUUUUUUUUUUUUUUUGCAUGGCAUUGCUUUUGGACGAAAUGAGAUUGUCGCUUAUCGUGGAAAUAUCGCCAAGGUUCGGAGAAGAGUACUAUACUACGUACAGUCCUAUACUUAAUGAGUAGCCUAGUCAGGUCUGUGAUGUCUGGGGCGCCGCAGUAAGUAGUUAAGCAGUAGUCAAGUUUCUUUUGUUUUAUCAAAUUUUAUAGUGGUCGUCAAAUGCAGUCCGGCUUAAGUGCGCAAGUCAUAAUAUGAGCCGCGUUGCGACAUUCCUUCCCAUAAGUUCCUCUCCUGAGCUCUAGUUCAAAAUAGCUAUGCACAUGGAAACAUGAAAAAUGCUGCUGUUUUAAUAUUUUACAGUAAUACCUAUAACAAAAUAUAACUCAUUUUACCGCGUAUACAGGCCAUUAAAUAACAGUCGUAAAAACAACGGUGAUGAAAUAAUCCUCUUCUAGACGCAAAGUAUUUUCAAUAACGUGGUGGUUACCCUCUUAGUGAACCAAUAGGCCUAAAAAACUAUAUCUGCGACGAAACGUUUUUCGUCUCCUUGUCUGUGGCCCGUAGGAACCAGAAUCAACGGAUUCCCUUUGCAGCGAGAUCUUCUUUGACUCGUCGAAGAUAAUGCGGGUCGGGGUAACCAAAGCUGUAGGAGGUAAACGAAGAUUGUUACAUUAAUCAACACAAUAAUAAAUGUAGGGAAACUAGUAAGUGCUCUCCUUUAUUUAUCAUUUUAUUGUCGUUGACUUGGGGUUAGAAGAGUGCAUGUGUAAUCCCCAAUAGCAAUUUAGUAUUUCAAUUUAAAGCAACAACAAACGAAAAUAGCAUGAACAAAGGAAUUAAAAGACAAAGAAAUCAAGGACCACAUCAUUCAAAUCACAGUUGGAAAUAGAAUUAAACACCAAAAUGAAUGGGCAAUAAAGUAGUAAGACUUCA
Orbicella faveolata is the source of this 7127-nucleotide messenger RNA. Its product is annotated as protein mono-ADP-ribosyltransferase PARP14-like. Lineage: Eukaryota; Metazoa; Cnidaria; Anthozoa; Scleractinia; Merulinidae. The record is from RefSeq and is a predicted model, not a curated record.